CGGCAUGCUGAGCGCCGCGCCGGCCCUUUCUGUGGCGGCGCGAUGGCGGCCCCGUCCCCAGGUUCGGACAUGUUUGAUGAGAUCGUGAUGGCCGAUGACAGGUUUCACGGGGAGGGCUAUCAGGAGGGGUACGCCGAGGGCAGCCAGGCGGGGGCUGCUGAGGGGCGGAGGUACGGCGCCCUGCAUGGCGCCAAGAUCGGCUCUGAGAUUGGCAGCUACCUUGGAUUUGCACUGACCUGGCAGCAUCUGCUCCCAAAAUGUACAGAUGAAAAGAACAGUAAAAAAAUAAGGGCUCUGGAUUCAUUAAUAGGAAUGAUUCAGAAGUUCCCAUAUGGAGACCCCACUUACGAAAAGCUUCAAGAUGAUUUGGAAAAAAUCAGAGGAAAGUUUAAGCAGACUUUGGAAGUGACAUGACAGCAUUGCUGGUAUCUUCAUUUAGGGCAGCUGAAGUAUGGCUUUUGUUAUGCAACUUAGACCAGUGGGCAACGUGAACAAGCUCCAGUGUGUGAGCACCUGAGACAUUAGCAGAAAAGAAGAACAUACCAUAUAACCUCAAUAAAUAAAUAGACAUAUAACGGGUCAUUUACCAGAGAAAUGUAAUUUCAUUUUAUAUUCCCCUGAGAGAAAGCCAAAUUUGAAAAAGCUGUCUCAGGAUCCACAAAUUAACACAUUUUUUACAAAUCAUGUUAUUUUGCUUCAAAGCAAUGAAAGUGUGCUAAUAUUUAGCUGUGAUUGACUCAGUGUUUUUUUGCUGAAAACUAGAUACUGUAUUUUAAGUAAGUGUCCUCCUUCCCCCCAAGCUGAUCUGGUAUCAGAAAGGCAGUUUAUUGCUCUUCUGAAUGAUGUACAAUGAGAAGUAAACACUGGAUGUCUAAGUGUUCAACUUUGAACAUGUGAUCUUUUCUGGAAUCUUUGUACCUGGCUUGCAAAAAUGUGCAGAAAGACUGGGAAAGAGAUGUGAGAGCUCAAAGUAUCUGUGGUGCAUUUGAUGACUAGAAGUGCAUGCUAUGUAAGCGACGUGCUAAGUGCUUCUCUAGAGAUUGUAUUGAAUACAGAAUUCAUUUCGCUGUCUUGAGAAAAGGGAUCCUUGGAGAUCAGUCACUUAACACCUUAUUUUUAAAUCUCAUGGCUGUAUUUCUGCUAUUGCUUUACUAUCAUCUUCUAAUAAAAUCUGUGUUUUAAUAUAAAUUGCUAACAUAAAUAUGAAUGACUGUAGCAUCUCUGACUUCAAACUGGGGUAUGCCAGCUUUAGGUCUUAACUUAGCUACAGGUGUGUGCACAUCUGUAUUUUUCUGAUUAUCUUUUAUGUGGGCAUGAUAAUUUGUAUUAAAUGUGCUACAGUUAAUAGUUCUGCUGGAUAUGUAAUCAUACACUUCUUCAGUGCAAACUUUUAAAAAUAUCUUCUGUAACAGAGUUGUGGAUUAGGGUUUCUUGUGACCUUCAGGAUUUUAAUGCUAGUCUCCACAGCACAGAGGGGUUUUUUUUUAUGCCUUAGUGACAACUAAGGAGUUAAAGACCAGAUUACAUGAUGAAUAUCGUUUUGUCUUAAUCAGCGUGACUCCUUGCAAACAGUCUUGCAUUUUAAUUACUUGAAUUCAUCAGGAUGUGCUACUUAGUGACAUCAAAAGUGGCUAGGAGUACCUGGCUUUUUACAUGCUUCUACUUUCAGUUGCAUUUCUCAGAGGAGAAACCUAGGAAAUGAAGAACAUAAGAGUUAGCAAAAACCUGUGAAAGAUACAUCCUUAAGUCAACUACAGUGUUAUUAAAAAAAAAAAGUCAUUAAUAUUCGUGAUAAUUUUGAGCCAGGGUACUCAAAAGACCAAUUGGUUUCAUGAGACAUAGGGCAUAUGUUUUUCUCUUCUUUUGAUGCCUGUCUUGCAAACACCUUUCUUAAAUCUGUAAGAAAUUAAUGAAAAACUCUUAUGGAAGGUUUCAUUAGCAGCCUGGUUACUCAUCUUGUCAGGACCCUGGUGGAAGCAGGCUUUAAACUGUAAUUAAGGACUAUCAGAAGAUCUGUGUGUGGAUCUAAGAUGAUCUGAUGCUGAAUAAAGCAUCUGUGAAACAGUACUCAGACAUUUUCUGGUCUCAGCAACUGACUGCACAACUUCAGGAUUGCUUUAAGGUCUGGGAGGGAAGGAUGCAGAAAAAUGCAGUCCUGUAGACUACAAUAUCAGUUAUUAAUAAACUAGGACAGAGAUCACGGCUCUGCAGUCAUAGUGGUUUAAGUUUUCCUGGAGAUACUUGAUCUGAUAAAAACAAGUAGCAUGGAAGGUUUCUGCCAAAAAUACUGAAGUUACUAAGACUCACAGCAAUGCAUUUUAACAUGUUCUUAUUCACUACCCCUAGUUAUGCUCAGUAGUUAGGGAGGAACGCUUGAAAUAUUUAACUCUUAAUUUUCUGACUUGCUGGGGCUGUGUUCUGGCUUGUUUUGUUUCUUUGUGGACUUAACUCAAGGUGUUGAGCAUACAUCUUUCAUUUUAAGAGUGAAUGCAAAGCUAAUUACUGCUAGUGUAUUAAAGUCAUUUCAGUUGAGAAGACUUAUUUUCAUUUCUAAAUUAAAAGAGUACAAGAAACGGUGAGUUUUGAGGCAUCAACAAGGAAAGAUAAGCUCAUCUCUGACUACAGUGAAUUAAUUCCCUGCAGAAUUCCAUUCUGAUUUCAGUGUUGUCUUACAGCCAUGGGGUCAUUAGCUGCUAAUCCCAAAUCAGUCAUUACUAGUACACGUAAACUGACUUUGUCGGUUAUCUGUGACAUUGUACUACAUCAACACAGUAAGAGUUCUUUACUGAGACUGCAUUUCUAUACAGAUUUUCAAAAAGAACUUAGAGAAGGAGGACAAAAAAAAAACAGGAUAGCGUUCUACUCACAAAGAAGCAAAAUCACUCUGGUGGGUUCUUAGCAAUACUUGCAAGUACCCCAAUAGUCACGUACAAGAAGAAGAGCUGAAUUCAUCCAACUGAAUCUCUGGCUAUACAGCAGCCCUUCUCAAGAAGCAGCCGAGGCCCAAGAGAUGUUCUCCCUUUAGCAGCUGGCCCUUACUUGAGAUCAGAGGGGCUCCACCCUUGGUCCACACCUUCUGGUCAUGCGGGGAGCACAGGUGCCAACAAUUUGCCUGUGCCCCCUGGGCCAGCCACACCUCUUCACCAGGUGCUCAGUCACCAGUUCAAGCUGUGACUAACAGUUCUACAGAUGGAGAUUAAAACCUUCGAGUUAAAUUCAUUAUUAAAAUGCUUGUUCCACCUUCAUUAAACAAGUACAGUUCCAUUAGAUUUGCCAUGAACUGUCAUGUGAAUGGGAUCAAGUUCAGCUCUGAAGAAAUACCUGUAAUUAACAGAAAAUUGUGAAAUCAGGGAAAACAAACGUGCAUAUGCAGUUGUUCCCUCAGAAAGCAGUACAGGAGAAUCCUAUUAUGUUUUCCCAAAACAAGGUUACUGUAACUUGUAUUUGAAUUUGUAAGGAAAGCCUGACAUCCCAGUUUGGUUCUGUGACUUUUUGAUCUGAUUGCUAUUGAGGUAUAAAAUAGAAAAGCAGUAGUGUUUCCUAUCCUGUACAUAGAACCUGUGCAAUCUCAUUUUGCCAGCUUCCUGGAAAUGCACCAUUUAGAGGAAGAGUGAGUCAAGCACCCAUUUUGGUUUGUCCUUAGGGUUUCUAGAAAGGUAGCACACUUCUAUUGAUUAUUUUAGAGUAUGGAUUAGAAAUCUUGAGAUAGAAUUGUGAGCUUUAAUUUUUCGGUAGUUCAGUAUGAACGUGUAUGAACAAAUGCUUUGUUUUGGAAGACGUGGAAGAAUUUGAGCCCUUGGGUGUAUUCAUGAAAGUUUAUUUACACUUUGGCUGUAAAUAGUUUCUCUCAUUGAAACAAACCAAGAUCCCUCAUUCAGAAGUAUGCCUGCAUCUUCUUGCUCCCCAGUGCUUUAGCUUUAGAACUUAUAUUCUUUUAAGACAACUUACCCACAUUAAGAGGUCACAUAAUGUGAAUUUGGAAAGUUUGAAAUCCAUAAAUCCUAUCCUGUUCACAUCUUUUUGUUCUUUGUGCAUCUAUACACAUUUUGAAUACAUUCUGAAUUGACUCUUGUGUUUCUAAAAAUCAUGCAACUAAAGUCCUGGAUCUAAUACUGAUUAUUUAUUAUUUACUUACAAUCUGCAAAAGCUUUGGCUUCUAUUAAAUACAGCCUUCUGUUUCAAGAUCUGGUUUAACAAUUUCAGUUUUCAAGUUUUGUUCUUCAAUAAAAGCAGGUACCUUCCUCCUUGGUGGCCUGCUUUAAUAUCUGUAGUUUUUUUUAUCAUGUCCUGUAAUUACAGUGUUGAAUGUUUGAGAGGAAUUGUCUAUACUAAUAAGUGGCAUUUUCUGGAGGUAAAGUGGGCACUCAACUGAAGGUAGAGCUCCUCAUCAGGGUCAUUAUUUUCUUAAUCAGUAUCUGCACUGCUAGCAAUGUGAAGCACUAAAUACUACCAAGUACUGGUGUUUGCAGGUCUAAUGAUCUUAAGGAUAUAGUUUGAAAGAUUCUGAAAUACUACAAUUAGCUGAAGUCCAUCUGGAUUGGAAUCAUUAUUUCCAAGGGCACACCAGAGGAGGUUGUAACAAAGCAGGAUCAGGCAUGUAUGUGUGUGUGAUGAGUCCCAUCAAGAUCUUCUUAAAGAGAAAGGCUUUGGUUUCAAAUGAAAAUUGUAAUUCUUCAUAUUCUUGGUACAGUGCAGUGUGAAUAUUAAUGCCUUUGAAAUAUUAUUACCCU
Molecule: messenger RNA, 4730 nt
Organism: Meleagris gallopavo (turkey)
Lineage: Eukaryota; Metazoa; Chordata; Aves; Galliformes; Phasianidae
Gene: LTO1
Product: LTO1 maturation factor of ABCE1
Source: RefSeq, a predicted model, not a curated record